Zea mays is the source of this 1528-nucleotide messenger RNA. RefSeq lists its product as uncharacterized. Bases 59 to 1315 code for a protein of 418 amino acids. Gene Ontology annotation, molecular function: heat shock protein binding; ATP binding. The transcript is spliced from 18 exons. The record is from RefSeq and is marked provisional. Lineage: Eukaryota; Viridiplantae; Streptophyta; Magnoliopsida; Poales; Poaceae. Gene Ontology annotation, biological process: protein refolding; response to heat. Gene Ontology annotation, cellular component: cytoplasm.
GUCUGUGCCUGCCUGUGCAAAGUAGGGUUUCCACCGGGACACAGGCCGCCUCCAUCCCAUGGCGCGCGCCGCCGCCUCCAGGCUCGCCGCCGUGGCGAACUCUUCCUCUACGCGCGAGUUGUUCGCCCGCCACCUCGCCGCCGCUGCCGCCUCGGCGUGGACCGCACCGCCGCGUCUGCCUGAACCAGGGAGGGAGCGGCGGAGCCCGGGCUGGUGGUGUCCGAGCAGGUCGUUUCAUGCCACAAGGCGGGUGUAUACAAGGGAUUACUAUGAUGUGCUUGGAGUAAGCAAGGAUGCUUCUGCACCGGAUAUAAAGAAGGCAUAUUAUGCGCUCGCAAAGAAGUUCCAUCCUGAUACUAAUAAAGAUGCUGAUGCAGAAAAAACAUUUCAAGAAGUUAACCGUGCCUAUGAGGUUUUGAAGGACAAUGACAAGCGUGAAAUAUAUGAUCAGCUUGGACCAGAAGCAUACGAGCGUCAAGCGUCAGGUGGUGACCCUGGAGGGCCGGGUUUUCCUCGGGGUAACCCAUUUGGUGACAUCUUUGGUGAUAUCUUUGAUAAUGCAUACAGAGGUGGCCAAGAUGUCAAGGUUUCUGUUGAACUAUCAUUCAUGGAAGCUGUCCAAGGUUGCAGAAAAACCAUUACGUACGAAGCUGAUACUUUUUGUGGAACUUGCAAUGGAAGUGGCGUCCCCCCUGGAACUGUGCCUAAAACAUGUAAAACAUGUAAAGGCUCUGGCGCGAUAUACAUGCAGAAGGGUAUAUUUACUGUCGAAUGUACUUGCUCCCUGUGCAAUGGGAGCGGGAAAAUUGUCAAGAGUUUUUGCAAGACUUGCAAAGGAGAACAGGUAGUGAAGGGGAAAACGUCAGUCAAGCUAGAUAUAGCCGCAGGAAGUGACGAUAAUGACAUCAUGAAGGUUUUUGGUAAGGGUGGUGCAGAUGUUGACCGAAAUAAGCCUGGUGACCUUUAUGUUACUAUCAAGGUCAGAGAGGACCCUACUUUUCGAAGAGAAGGCAUCCAUGUGCAUGUUGAUUCUGUUUUAAGCAUUGCUCAGGCUGUCCUAGGUGGAACUGUCACGGUACCAACCCUCACUGGAAAUGUUACAGUCAAGGUUCGUCAAGGUACCCAACCUGGAGAGAAGGUCGUCCUCCGGGGCAAAGGAAUAAAAGCGAGGAACUCGCCAGUGUUUGGGAAUCAGUAUGUACACUUCAAUAUCAGGGUUCCGACGGAUGUGACGCAAAGGCAGAGGGAGCUGAUAGAUGAGUUCGAUAAAGAGGAGUGCGCAGACCGGGAAAGACCUGCGGUUGCCUCCGGAUGAAGUUUUUGGUUCAACCAUUAAUUAGUUUUAGCACCACACUAGUUUGAUGCCCUCAAUUUCUCCAACCCGCCAUAAGGUGCUGUAGGCACCAAAAGCUUAUUGUAACAUUUGAAUCUUAUAUAGCAUCUACCCAGUGUGUAACGUAUACAUUACGCGCUAAAUUAUUGUACCAUUUUCGAUUUUUAAACAGAAAAGAUAGCGGGGGUUGUCUUC